Molecule: messenger RNA, 2206 nt
Organism: Juglans regia (Persian walnut)
Lineage: Eukaryota; Viridiplantae; Streptophyta; Magnoliopsida; Fagales; Juglandaceae
Product: polyadenylate-binding protein-interacting protein 9-like
Exons: 9
Coding region: 345-1217 (290 amino acids)
Molecular function (GO): RNA binding
Source: RefSeq, a predicted model, not a curated record
AGCCAAAUGGAAAACCAAAUACCAAAGACCAAACCCAACUGUCUCUCCUCUACCUGAUCAUUUUCUCCAAAACCCUAUUUCAGUCUCUACUUCCUUUUCCCUUUUCUGGGCAUUUUUUCCUUAAUUUUCUCCAUAUCCGGUCUUUUUUUUCUUUUCUUUUUUAUUUUCUUCUUCUUCUCUCGCUGAUAAGUCUAAAACCCAAUCGGGGUUCCCGGAGUCACAAAUCCUCUCGUCUAAAGCCACAAUUUUUUUUUCCUUAGAGAGAGCAGCUGAAUAAAAACGAGAGAAAACACGAAAGGCUGUUUAAUUUGGUGAUUUAUUUCUCCUUGUGUAUAUUCUAUAUUAUGUGUGGGAUUUUUCCUUUUUCGCUUUUUUUUUUUUUCCCUUUUUUUGGGUGGUGUGAUUCUAUGGCUGCUGUGGCUGAGGUUUCCGGUGAGGUGGCGGCUGCCAAGAACUUGGAUUCCAAACCCAAUUCGGAAUCCGAAAUAAAUGUGCAGAAGCUCGUUGAAAUGUUCAAAAAGUUGAAUCCUUUGGCGAAGGAAUUCUUUCCCUCUUCUUACUCUCAUAAUCAGAACAAUAAUUAUUAUCAGAACAAUGGUCAAUUGUCGCCCAAUUAUUUUCCGGCCGCCGAUAAGUUGCCAGGAAACGAUAAUUCUCCGAACAAUCGAAGGAGAAGAAACAACUACAACCAGGGGAGGAGAAGGUUGAACGGAAGAUCUUUUAAAGCUCAACGAGAGGAUAGUAUUAGACGAACAGUUUAUGUUUCUGAUAUCGACCAGCAUGUCACUGAAGAGCGGCUUGCUGCCUUAUUUAGUAGUUGUGGCCAAGUUAAUGAUUGCCGAAUUUGCGGUGAUCCACACUCAGUUCUUCGUUUUGCAUUUGUGGAAUUUGCUGAUGAGCAUGGUGCACGAGCAGCUCUAAAUCUUGGUGGGACAAUGCUUGGGUACUACCCAGUUAGGGUCUUACCUUCAAAAACUGCCAUCCUUCCUGUGAAUCCUACAUUCCUUCCUAGGUCAGAGGAUGAACGGGAAAUGUGUGCCAGGACGAUCUAUUGUACAAAUAUUGAUAAGAAGGUUUCUCAAACUGAAGUGAAGAACUUCUUUGAAUCAGCUUGUGGUGGUGAGGUUACUCGCUUGAGGCUUUUGGGGGAUCAUGUUCAUUCAACUCGUAUAGCUUUUGUUGAAUUUGAACUUGUAAGUUUUUGUUUACAGCCUUGAAGGUAUUGAUGCUUUCUAACUAAACUUUCAUUUAGAACUUAGUCUAAUGCUUUGAAAUCUUCCUGUUUUUGCUGUAAUGUUGUUUGAUUUUUCAAUAGUAGACCACUGAGUCUCUGAAUAGAGCUUGCCCUAGAAGCUCUUUCCUCUUAUCUUUUCGAAUCUAAAAAACUCCCUUUCCUCAAGUAGGGGUGAGGUACCGCCCGGCUGUAAAGUUCAAUGGAUUGAAAAUAUUUAGAGAAUGUGACAUAGGCCAUUUUAUCUUCAGCAUUUGCACUAUUCCGAUGGGCAGCGCGAGUUCUUGUAUUUUUGAGUAACUGGUUGGUUCUUCAGAAGUAGCUGCAUACAGGGCAUAGCAUCAUGCUGAUUUUAUCAACAGUAUCUUCUCUGACUCGCCCCCACCUGGUGCCCCCGGUUAAAGACUUCUUGACUAAUCUGUUUUUUUAGAGUUCUUGGGUGUAGAUAAAUAUCGACAUCCUUUUCUCUGGUUAGAGUUGGUUGUAAAUAGUUGUCUUAUAGGUAUGAGAAUGGACCAUCUUUCAUGCAAGAAACAUGAUGAUGCACAUUGUUUUGUUGAUGCGAGUAACUCACACAAAAUUCCUUUAUGAGGAGCGGUACCCUUUUCUUCUUAAGAGUAUUCCGGCUUAAACACAUCCACAAUUUUUAAUUUACCACUGGGAAUGUUUGCAUGGUCAUCUUAGUAAGAAAUGCUUACACUUCUAACAGGAAGAUAAUUUCAUGACCACAUUAUAGUUUCUCUUUUUAGAUAUGAGGUGUCUGGAUUAUAGUUCCGCAUUGUCUCAGACACAAGCACACACCUGUAUUUAAUGACUGUAGUUUAUGCAUAUAUAUUUAUAUAUAUAUAUAUAAAUAUGUAUGUAUAUAUGAUCAAUGAGUCAUCUAAGGCCUCAUGCCAUAAUGCUCUCAAUUCCUCUUACUUUGCUUGCAGACAAGGGCUCAUGCAUAAUUCUGACGAGUUCUUUUGUUUCCAU